GUCAUUGGCUCCGCUGGGGGGUUCCACGCUCGUGGCCGCUGGUCCAGGGCGGGCCAUUGACUUAAAUCCGCCGGUGCGCCUGUCCCGGCCGCGACGAACCGAGCCUGCGAGACAUCACCCGGCGCGGACACCAUGCGGCGCCUCCUCCCGGGUCUGCUCCUGCUGCUGCUGCCGCUGCUGCUGCUGCCGGGCCCCGCAGCCGCCACGGUCCCCGCUCCCCCGGCCCGCCCGGGCUUCCAGAGGCUGGGGACCCAUGGCCCGGGGGGCAGCCCCGGGCGCCGCCUCGCUCCGGGCGUCCCCCCACGCGCGCCCUAUUCGGGGGCCGGCCAGCCCGGAGGGGCCGGUGCCGCAGGUUUUUGCAAGAGCCGACCACUGGACUUGGUGUUUAUCAUCGAUAGUUCUCGUAGUGUUCGGCCCUUGGAGUUCACCAAAGUGAAAACCUUUGUCUCCCGGAUAAUCGACCACCUGGACAUCGGGGCAGCGGACACGCGGGUGGCAGUGGUGAACUACGCCAGCACCGUGAACAUCGAGUUCCAUCUCCAGACGCACUUGGACAAGAAAUCCCUGAAGCAGGCCGUGGGGCGAAUCGCGCCCUUGUCCACUGGCACCAUGUCGGGCCUGGCCCUCCAGACAGCCAUGGAGAAAGCCUUCACGGUGGAGGCGGGAGCCCGGGGGCCCAGCUCGAACAUCCCCAAGGUAGCCAUCAUCGUGACCGAUGGGCGGCCCCAGGACCAGGUGAACGAGGUGGCGGCUCGGGCGCGGGCGGCCGGCAUCGAGCUCUAUGCGGUGGGCGUGGACCGGGCGGACAGGGACUCGCUCAGGAUGAUUGCCAGCGAGCCCCUGGACGAGCACGUGUUCUACGUGGAGACCUACGGGGUCAUCGAGAAGCUUUCCUCUAGGUUCCAGGAAACCUUUUGCGUGGACCCGUGCAUGCUUGGCACACAUGGGUGCCAGCACGUGUGUGUCAGUGACGGGGACGGCAAGCACCACUGUGAGUGCAGCCAAGGGUACGCCUUGAAUGCCGAUAAGAAGACCUGUUCAGCCAUCGAUAAGUGUGCUCUGAACACUCACGGAUGCGAGCACAUCUGUGUGAACGACAGAGCUGGCGCUUACCACUGUGAGUGCCACGAAGGUUACACUUUGAAGGAAGACAGGAAAGCGUGUGCAGCUCAAGAUCAAUGUGCUUUAGGGACACAUGGCUGUCAGCACAUUUGUGUGAACGACGGAGCUGGGUCCCAUCACUGUGACUGCUAUGAGGGCUACACCCUGAGUCAAGAUAACAAAACCUGCUCAGUUCUUGACAAGUGUGCUCUGGGCUCUCACGGUUGCCAGCACAUUUGUGUGAGUGAUGGGGCCGCGUCCUACCACUGCGACUGUCAUACUGGCUUCACCUUGAAUGAAGACAAGAAGACGUGUUCAGCCGUUCAAGAAGCAGCAAGACUCACCUCCAUAAGAGAUGCUUGUGGGUGCGAAGCCACACUGACAUUCCAGAACAAGGUCAUCUCCUAUCUGCAGAGACUGAACACCAAGAUUGAUGACAUUUUGGAGAAGUUGUAAGCAAAUGAAUAUGGACAAAUACAUCAUUAAGCUGCUCAAAAUUUUCACCCUGGCCAGUGUGGCUCAGUUGGUUGAGCAUCAUCCAAUCCACCAAAAGGUCGCCGGUUCGAUUCCAGUCAGGGUACCUGCCCAGGUUUUGGAGUCCCCACUAGGGGGUAUAAGGCAGCCGAUCGAUCAUCAAUAUAAAUGAUCUUUAAAACUGCUCAAAAGUUUCAUCUGGAAAUAUAGAGAACUUGCUGUAUUUAAUACUUCUGUAUGUUCCAAUGGUGCUAAUUAUCUGCCAUUAAAAUGCUUAAAUUAGUGGAGACAUAGUUUGAGAAUCUUCUGGAGAAUCAGUAUUAUUUUUCUAAGGAAACAAAUGUCCAGAUCCUUAAUUUAAUGCAAACUUUAGUGUCUUUAAGUUAUGACUAUGAAAUGGUUGGUAGGAAAUAGAGUGAAAAGUUUAAUAUUUCUUUCUUUACUAAUUGAGCCAUUUCAUUUUUCUUUCAGUUCCUAAGUUCUCAUUCUAUUCUCAAACACAAGUAUGUUAUUUCUAUAAUUAUAUUCAUAUUAUAUAUUCAUCACAAAUAUUUUUACAUGUAUAAUAUAUAAAGAAUAAAAAUCACCUAUACAAAACAACUAACAGUUUGCUAUUUUUUUCCCAGUGUUCUUCCUUUAUAAAUGUACAUUUUAAAAUUCUGUUUUUUAAAAUAUUGAAUUUAUUGGGGUAACAUUGGUUAAUACAUUUAUAGAGGUUUCAAGUGUACAAUUGUAUGAUACAUUAUCUGUGUAUUGUGUGUUCACCACCCAGUGUCAAGUCUCCUUUCGUCACCAUUUAUUCCCCCUUUACCUUCUUCUACUGACCCUACCUCCCUUUCCCUCAGGUAAUCACCAUAUUGUUGUCUGUGUCUAUGAGUUUUUUUUUUCUUAGUCCCUUCACCUAUUUCACCCAGCCUCCCAACUCCCAUCGCUUCUGACAGCUGUCAGGCUGUCCUUUGUGUUUUGUAAGGUUGUUUUGGCCAUUAGAUUCCACAUGCAAGUGAAAUCAUAUGGUACUUGUCUUUCUCUGACUGGCUUAUUUCACUUAGCAUAAUACUCUC
Messenger RNA from Myotis daubentonii (Daubenton's bat), 2636 nucleotides. RefSeq names its product matrilin 3 (gene MATN3). Lineage: Eukaryota; Metazoa; Chordata; Mammalia; Chiroptera; Vespertilionidae. The transcript has 8 exons. The record is from RefSeq and is a predicted model, not a curated record. The coding region runs from base 133 to 1557 and encodes 474 amino acids. Gene Ontology annotation, molecular function: calcium ion binding.